CGCAGCGGAGAUGGGGCUAUCCUGUACUUAAGAUAGUGCCCAUUAAAUGAGCAAGAGGAGUACCUCUAGUUGAUUGUGGUAUAUCUGAGCUGCCUUUCCGCAGUUUAGUGGAUGGUUUCCUCUCCCUUUGGCAGUGCAGGUGGUACAGUCUACUCUUCUCUUCUCCUUGCAAGGUGACUCAUACCUUACGGAAGAGCUGGCGAGCCGGUGGUGGAGUGAAGCUACGGCAAUGGAAGGGGUCGACCAUCGGGUCACACCUGCGAGCUCGAACCCUCCCUUUCAUCUCUGCAACCCGAAUAGCUCCGACGACCACCACAACCACCGUUUACGUAGAAGAGACCGAGAGCCCAAGAACGCCGCCACCGCCGCCAACAGCAGCAGCAGCAACCCCCAACCCUGCGAAGACGACGACGGCAAUGUCAAGGUACACCAUGGAGCCACAGCGAGCGACACCACCGGCCAACGCCACCGAGGCCGGCCGCCUGGGUCCAAGAACAAGCCGAAGCCGCCUAUCAUCAUUACGAGGGAGAGCCCCAGUGCGCUCCGCUCCCACGUGCUCGAGAUCGCGAGCGGGGCGGACAUCAUGGACGCCGUGGCCACCUUCGCCCGCCGGAGGCAGCGCGGUGUCUGCAUCAUGAGCGGCACCGGGGUGGUCACCAACGUCACGCUUCGCCAGCCGGGUGCGCAGCGCGGGGUUAUCAACCUCCACGGCCGCUUCGAAAUCCUCUCUCUCUCCGGGGCGUUCUUUCCGGCGCCAUCCCCACCCGGGGCAACCGGGCUCACGCUCUACGUAGCCGGCGGCCAGGGGCAGGUGGUUGGCGGGGAUGUGGUGGGAGAAUUGGUCGCAUCAGGGACCGUGAUGGUGAUCGCAGCCACAUUUUCGAAUGCAACAUACGAGCUAUUGCCCCUGGUGGAGGAAGAAGAGCCGUCCACGGCGGCGGGCCAGUGGCAGCAGAGUCCUAGAGGCAAUGGAGGCGCGCCGAUGCCACAGAACAAUCUGCCGCCAAGUGUUUUGCCUCAUGGUGAGAUUCGCCACGAGGUUUUCGGCGCUUGGGCGUCUGCUGCACCUCCAAGGCCACCACCAUCCUACUAAGCAUCU
Molecule: messenger RNA, 1099 nt
Organism: Musa acuminata subsp. malaccensis (wild Malaysian banana)
Lineage: Eukaryota; Viridiplantae; Streptophyta; Magnoliopsida; Zingiberales; Musaceae
Product: AT-hook motif nuclear-localized protein 20-like
Cellular component (GO): nucleus
Molecular function (GO): minor groove of adenine-thymine-rich DNA binding; DNA-binding transcription factor activity
Source: RefSeq, a predicted model, not a curated record